UUUCCGCUCGCAUCAUUUUCGGCGUUUUUCACUUUUGUUACAACUGUAUUAUCUUAAGUUUUUGUUUAGAUUUGUCUUCUUUUCACCAAGUUUUUCUUCACUUUUUGAAACUGAGAUUAUUUUUAACAGACAUAAAAUCGACACGAAGCUGAUCCGCUUCACGGCUGCUACAUAACAAGUAUAUGGGACGAAUUAUUACUGUGACCUGAGCGUAGCCUGGUCACGCAUAUUAUGUCAGACAGUGAAGAUGACAGUAGAAGUCCAUAUGAACAAGGGGAACUAGCUCCAAGUCCUGAUAUGGAAAUGGUAGAGAACAUCCAGAUCUCAUUUUCUGUGAAUGCAAAAGAGAGAAUAGGUGUUGAUGAUGAAGAUGAGGAGGAAGAAAAUGAGGAAGAUGUAUCUCAGACUGAAGAUGAUGAUGGGGAUGAGCAUAUGGAAGAGGAUGAUGGCAUAAACAUUAAGCCACCUCAGAAUCAGGCAGGUCGAAAGGAAAAAAGCCAUAAACACCGACACAAGGAAGAAAAGAAAAGGGAUAAAGAGCAUAGAGAAUACGAAAGAUACAAAGAUCGAAUGAGGGAGGGCAAAGACCCUGGGAGGAGCAGGGAAGCAAAGGAUGCAAGAGAUGUUGGAAGAGGUCAUGAUGAGAGAUUUCAUCAUGGUGAGAAAGCAAAAUCUCGAGAUGUAAGAGAUGGUAGAGAGGUCUAUAAGGAGAAAGAUAGAGAGCGUGACAAAGAACGCAGAGUCAAAGAUGUACGAAAAGAGAUAGAAAAACGAGAAAAAUCGCAGAGGGAAAGGUACGAAAUAGAAAGAUUGGAAAGGAUUGAAAGAGAAAGGGAGAGAGAGAAAAGGAUAAGAGAAGACAGGGAAAGAAGAGAAGAUAGAGAGAGAAAAGAAUUGGAAAGGAGAAAGAGACGUGAAGAAGAAAAAUAUAUGGCUGCUCAACAGAGAAUGGAAGAUGUAUAUAGACGAGAGAAAGAGAGGAAACUAGUCAAACAUGGACAUGGUGAGGCCAGAAGUAGAAGUCGAGAAAGACAUCGACAGACAGAAAGGAAAGAUGAGAGGUUCAAAAUGAGGAAACAGCAAUCACCAGAGCCCCCGAGAAAAUCCCAAGCUCCCUCAUCCCCGGAACCCGAGCAUGAAGAAGAAGAAGAAUCUCCGGAGAGUCCAGACCCAGAGCACCAUGAUCACCAGGGCAGUGGGGCAUCCAACAGUGGCGAUUCUGGGUCAAACUCAGGGUCAGACAGUGACAGUAGCAGUGGGAGUGAGAGUGAUGACCAUGAAGAGAGAGAACACACCCCAGAGGACAAAGGUUCCAUGGUCAAAGUAACUUCAAAGUUUGACGACCAUUCUGAUCAUGAGAGUGGCACGGACACGGCCCACAACUCAGAGCAGGAGGAGGAGGAGGAGGUGUACAUGGAUGAGACUCCCCCAGAGUCCCCUGUGGAGCUCCGCCCAGAACUCCCUCCCUACCUGCCCGCUAUACAGGGCUGUAGGAAUGUGGAGGAGUUCUCUUGUCUCAACAGGAUUGAGGAGGGAACGUAUGGUGUUGUGUACAGAGCCAAGGACAAAAAAACAGACGAAAUAGUCGCUUUGAAAAGACUGAAGAUGGAGAAAGAGAAGGAAGGAUUCCCAAUAACUUCUUUACGAGAGAUCAACACAUUGCUGAAGUCACAGCACAUGAACAUAGUAACAGUCAGGGAGAUAGUUGUUGGAAGCAACAUGGAUAAGAUCUACAUUGUGAUGGACUAUGUGGAACAUGAUAUGAAGAGUCUUAUGGAAACUAUGAAGAAUCCAUUUCUAAUGGGUGAAGUGAAGACUUUAAUGAGACAGCUGUUAAAAGGUGUGGCUCAUCUCCAUGACAACUGGAUCAUCCAUAGAGAUCUCAAGACUUCUAAUCUUCUUCUUAGUCACAAAGGGAUACUAAAGAUAGGAGACUUUGGGCUUGCUAGGGAAUAUGGAUCCCCGUUGAAGCAUUACACUCCCAUAGUGGUCACCCUCUGGUACCGAGCUCCAGAACUUCUUUUGGGCAUCAAGGAAUAUUCUACCCCAAUAGAUCUGUGGAGUGUAGGUUGUAUAUUUGCUGAAUUCCUGACAAUGAAACCGCUGUGGCCAGGAAAAUCUGAAAUAGAUGAGCUUAACAGAAUAUUCAAGGACCUUGGGACCCCUACAGAGAAGAUUUGGUCUGGAGUGAAGGAACUGCCAGGAAUGAAGAAGUGUACGUUUGCUGAACACCCAUAUAACACACUGAGGCAGAGGUUUGGGUCUUACCUCACCGACUCAGGAUUUGGACUGUUAAACAAAUUCUUGACCUAUAACCCAACAAAGAGAAUAACAGCGGAGGAGUCUUUGAAGCAUGAGUUUUUCUCCGAGUCCCCUCUUCCUAUUGAUCCCUCAAUGUUCCCCACCUGGCCAGCCAAGAGUGAGCAACCCCGCAAACACACUAGCUCCCCCAAACCCCCCUCUGGAGGAAAGGCCUACUCAAAACUUUUGGGAGGAGAUGAUGAUAAGAUGAUAGAAAUGUCAGGAGGGUUCCAUCUAACAAAUGCUGCUAAAGGAGUCAGUGCAUCAGGGCCAGGAUUCAGCCUUAAAUUCUAAGGAGGGACCAGUCAAAUUGUGCUCUAUCUAGACAGUGAAUGCAGCCUCAGACACUGUGUUCAGGAAUUGAUUUCAUUCAGAUUAUAAAACAAGUCAAGAUCUCUUGUAUGAGCUACAGAAUGACACAUAUACUAGUAUGUGAAUGCAUUGAUACAGUACUUGUUAGACAUGUCAUAUAAAAAACAAA
Molecule: messenger RNA, 2782 nt
Organism: Magallana angulata
Lineage: Eukaryota; Metazoa; Mollusca; Bivalvia; Ostreida; Ostreidae
Product: cyclin-dependent kinase 11B-like
Exons: 18
Coding region: 232-2595 (787 amino acids)
Biological process (GO): protein phosphorylation; regulation of mitotic cell cycle
Cellular component (GO): nucleus
Molecular function (GO): cyclin-dependent protein serine/threonine kinase activity; ATP binding
Source: RefSeq, a predicted model, not a curated record